Molecule: messenger RNA, 1062 nt
Organism: Pistacia vera
Lineage: Eukaryota; Viridiplantae; Streptophyta; Magnoliopsida; Sapindales; Anacardiaceae
Product: PR5-like receptor kinase
Exons: 2
Coding region: 16-1062 (348 amino acids)
Biological process (GO): protein phosphorylation
Molecular function (GO): ATP binding; protein kinase activity
Source: RefSeq, a predicted model, not a curated record
UCACCACAUAAUGCCAUGGUCGUCUUCAUGAAGAAAACUAAGAAUUACCAAAACAUUGAGGCAUUUUUAAGGAAUCAUGGAUCACUUCCUCUUAAAAGAUAUAGUUAUUCAGAUAUUAAGAAAAUGACCAAUUCAUUUAGACACAAGCUUGGCCAAGGAGGAUAUGGAGGUGUUUAUAAAGGUAGGCUACUUGAUGGUCGCUAUGUAGCGGUGAAGAAUUUAAUUGAUUCUGAAGGUAAUGGUGAAGAAUUUAUCAAUGAGGUUGCUAGCAUUAGUAAGACUUCCCAUGUCAAUAUUGUCACUCUUUUAGGUUUUUGUUUUGAGGGUCAUACAAGAGCUCUCAUCUACGAGUAUAUGUCCAAUGGAUCUCUUGAGAAGUUCAUAUACGAAAAAGAUCAAUCCCAAACAAAUCAUUCACUGAAGUGGGAAACACUAUACCAGAUUGCAAUAGGCAUAGCUCGAGGAUUAGAAUACUUGCACCGUGGUUGCAGCACACGAAUUUUACACUUUGAUAUAAAACCUCAUAACAUUCUCUUAGAUGAAGAUUUUUGUCCGAAGAUCUCUGAUUUUGGUCUUGCCAAAAUUUGCCCCAAGAAAGAGAGUAUUAUAUCAAUGACAAGUGUACGGGGGACAAUUGGUUAUAUUGCUCCAGAAGUAUUUUCUAGAAACUUUGGAACAGUCUCUCACAAGUCAGAUGUUUAUAGCUAUGGAAUGAUGGUUAUAGAAAUGACAGGAGGAAGAGAAAGUAACAAUGUUGGAGUUGACAAUAGUAGUGAAUUAUAUUUUCCACAAUGGAUUUACGAGCGUCUCAAAUUAGAUGAAGAACUUGGACUGCAAGGCAUUUCAAAUGAAGAAGAUAAAGAACGUGUAAGGCAGAUGAUUAUAGUGAGCUUGUGGUGCAUACAAACCAAUCCUUCAGACCGGCCAAUAAUGAGUAGAGUAGUGGAGAUGUUGGAAGGAAGCAUCAAUUCCUUGCAAAUUCCACCCAAGCCUUUCCUAUCUUCACCGAGAUCUCCUGGAAACUUCAAUUCCACACUCUCUUUGUCGGCUAUGACCUCUUAG